Messenger RNA from Psylliodes chrysocephalus, 2037 nucleotides. The record is from the annotation of a GenBank genome assembly. NCBI's taxonomy places the organism in Eukaryota, Metazoa, Arthropoda, Insecta, Coleoptera, Chrysomelidae.
CUUAUUUUGAAAAUAAAACUUAAUUUUUAGUACGUUUAUCAUCAUUGAAAAAUUAAAGUUCAUCAUGACUUGCAUGGUAAAAAUGGGGGAAAGUGGAAAAAUGCAAAAACUCGAAUUUCCCAUUUUCUUCUUUCAAAGUCAAAACUAAUUAAUGACUAAAUUGUAAAUAAUCAUAUCAGGGAACGAAGGCAAUCCCACCACACCCAAGGAAUUGAUAAGUUUUUACUUGUUUGCUCAUUUCCCCCACCAUUUAGCUAUAUAAGUUUACUUGUUGGUGAUAAAGCUACAUGUUUAUAUAGAGAUAUAAAAGUUACGUUGUUGGAAUGUUUUGAUCAAUUGUGUUCCAGUGUUGAACGACGAAGGAUACACUUUUUUUCCGUGAAACUAUCAACUUUUAAAAUGGCUUCGAGAGAUAGAGCAGCCAAUCAACUCCAUGAGUACCAAAAGAAAAACCAACAGGUCGAAUCUGCCACCACAUCGUUCGGUAAUCCCAUCGGCGAAGGUACCGCCUCUUUGACAGUGGGCCCCCAGGGGCCUAUGUUGUUCCAAGACCAGAUUUUCGUAGAUGAAUUGGCUCACUUCAACAGAGAGAGGAUACCAGAAAGGGUGGUACACGCCAAAGGAGCUGGAGCUUUCGGAUAUUUCGAAGUCACCAAUGACAUCACAAAGUAUUCAGCCGCCAAGGUAUUCUCCCAAAUUGGCAAAAAAACCCCCAUUGGUAUUCGUUUUUCGACAGUGGGAGGUGAAUCCGGUUCUGCAGAUACCGUGAGAGAUCCCAGAGGAUUCGCCGUUAAGUUCUACACCGAAGACGGUAUUUGGGAUUUAGUGGGCAACAACACACCUAUUUUCUUCAUCAGAGACCCGAUUUUCUUCCCCAGCUUCAUCCAUACGCAAAAGAGGAACCCCCAGACCCACUUAAAAGACCCAGAUAUGUUCUGGGACUUUAUGUCUUUGAGGACGGAGACUAUGCACCAAAAUUUGUUCUUGUUUUCCGACAGAGGUAUUCCUGAUGGUUACAGACACAUGAACGGUUAUGGUUCCCACACUUUCAAACUGGUUAACAAAGACGGGCAAGUACAUUAUUGCAAAUUCCAUCACAAGACUGACCAAGGAAUCAAGAACCUGGACGUUAAGAAAGCUGAUCAAUUAGCAGGUAGCGAUCCUGAUUACGCCAACAGGGACUUGUACAAUGCCAUCGCAGAAGGUAAUUACCCAUCAUGGACGGUGCAUAUUCAAAUUAUGACGGAACAGCAAGCUAAAAACUCACCUUUCGAUCCAUUCGAUUUGACCAAAGUUUGGCCCCAAGCACAGUACCCGCUCAUAAAGGUCGGAAAAAUGGUGUUGAACAAGAAUCCUGAAAACUAUUUCAGCGAGGUCGAACAAAUCGCCUUCAGCCCCUCCCACAUGGUGCCCGGAAUCGAAGCAUCGCCCGAUAGGAUGCUACAGGGCCGUCUCUUCUCCUAUUCCGAUACGCACAGACAUCGUUUGGGGCCCAACUAUCUUCAGUUACCCGUCAACUGUCCGUUUAGGGUAAGAAACUACCAACGCGACGGUCCGAUGAACAUCCACAAUCAAGGCGGCGCGCCCAAUUAUUUCCCCAACAGUUUCGGGGGUCCCCAAAGCGACGAGGUCGCCAAAAAGUUGGAGCCUGCUUUCACUGUGUCAGGAGAGGCCGCCAGGUAUGAUACGGGUGAUGCAGACAACUUCUCUCAGCCCAAGAUUUUCGUCACCAAGACUCUGAAAAGGGAGGAAGUAGACAGAUUGGUAUCCAACAUUGUUGGUCACUUGUCUGGAGCUGCAGAUUUUAUCCAAGAAAGGCAAGUCAAGAACUACAAGGCCGUGGAUGCAGCAUUCGGUGAAAAAAUCGCACAAGGAUUGAACAUGGCCAAACGGUCAAAGGCCAAUUUGUAAUUUUUUAUAUUGACAUGUUUACAAAUUUGUAUUUUCCAUAUUGUAAAAGGUUUUUCUUGAUUUUUGUGUAUAAUCAAGGUGUUUGUUAUUUUAUUUUGAAAAUAUACCUACAUUAAGUUUAUAGAA